Molecule: messenger RNA, 1283 nt
Organism: Cannabis sativa
Lineage: Eukaryota; Viridiplantae; Streptophyta; Magnoliopsida; Rosales; Cannabaceae
Product: elongation of fatty acids protein 3-like
Exons: 1
Coding region: 260-1096 (278 amino acids)
Biological process (GO): fatty acid elongation, polyunsaturated fatty acid; very long-chain fatty acid biosynthetic process; fatty acid elongation, monounsaturated fatty acid
Cellular component (GO): endoplasmic reticulum membrane
Molecular function (GO): fatty acid elongase activity
Source: RefSeq, a predicted model, not a curated record
AAGUCUUGGACUAUUUUUAUUGACCUGAAAAAUUCUGACAUAAUAAUACAUAAUUCAUAUAAAAAAUUCUUAAUAACAUUUUUUAAAAUAUUAUUACAUCAAUUAAAAUAAUAAAAAUAAAUAAAUAACAUUAUCACAGUUGAAUUGACGAUAGAAUGAGGAACUCAUCUUGGCCUUGAAUUCAAUCCCAUUUCAGUAGAGGCCUUCCUCCUCCUCCUUCUAAACCACCACCCACGGCGGCGCGUACAAACACGACACAAUGAACUCUCUCGUCUCCACUCUCAAAUACUGGCUGGUUGACCACCCAACGAUCCUCCACUUUCAAUGGAUCCAACCUCAAACACUAGGCUCCACCCCAACCUUCCUCGCAACAACAGUCCUAACCUAUCUCACUCUCACCCUCCUCCUCUCCCGAUCCCAAUUCCCACCCUUAACACCCAAACUCCUCAAACCAAUUACAGCCGUCCACAGCCUCAUCCUCCUCGUCCUCUCCCUCAUCAUGGCCGUCGGAUGCUCUCUCUCAAUCCUCUACUCAUCCGAUUGGGCCUCCGCAAUCUGCUUCCCUAAAGAGACCAAGCCCAAUGGGCCGCUCUUCUUCUGGGCCCAAGUCUUCUACCUCUCAAAGCUUCUCGAGUUCGGAGACACUCUUCUCAUCAUCCUCGGUGGCUCAAUCCGACGGCUCUCGUUCCUCCACGUGUACCACCACGCCACCGUGGUGGUGAUGUGUUACCUUUGGCUCCGGACUUCUCAGUCUCUAUUCCCAGUGGCGCUCGUGACUAAUGCGUCAGUGCACGUGAUCAUGUACGGGUAUUAUUUUCUUUGCGCGGUUGGGAUCCGACCCGGAUGGAAACGGGUCGUGACGGACUGUCAGAUAGUGCAGUUUGUUUUCAGCUUUGCGGUUUCGGGUCGGAUGUUGUACUUGCAUUUUUUCGGGUCCGGGUGCUCCGGGAUUUUGGGCUGGUGCUUCAAUGCGGGUUUCAACGCCUCACUUUUGGCUCUGUUUGUUAAUUUUCAUGCUAAGAGUUAUGCUAGUAGGAAAAGGACCAAAGUUGAGGGUGUGGAUUACCAUGAUGAUAAUAAAGUUAAAGGCUCAUAGUAUUUUUCAAUGGGGUUCUUAUUGGGACUAUUUUUGUUUUCUUUGAGUUUUAUAUUUGUGGUUUGGUGGCUGAAAAUGAUUGGGAUUGGUCGUAAACUUUAAUAUAUUGUUGAUUGAGAAAUGAGAAAGCUGCAUCUUUCAUUUUUGCUUGGUUUAGUUCAAUGCAUCUUUGUCUCUCUUUUGUCCC